Morchella importuna is the source of this 468-nucleotide messenger RNA. RefSeq lists its product as uncharacterized. Bases 1 to 468 code for a protein of 155 amino acids. The record is from RefSeq and is a predicted model, not a curated record. NCBI's taxonomy places the organism in Eukaryota, Fungi, Ascomycota, Pezizomycetes, Pezizales, Morchellaceae. The transcript has a single exon.
AUGCUCCCAUUCAAAUACGUCCUCUGCCUCCUCCUUGGCACCUCGGCCGUCGUCUUCGCCGCCCCCGCCGCCCUGCCCGUCGCCAACCCCAUUCCGGCGCCCCGCGCCUCCCCAACGCCGUCCGCAGAGCCCGAGCCCUUCUGGUUCCUGAUCCCACGGUUGAUUGGCGCCAUCGCGCGGCCGAUUGCGAAAGCCGUGGCCAAGGGGGCGGCCAAGAAAGCCGCCAAGAAGGUGGCCCAGAAGGCGACACCGAAGAAUGUGGCAAAGACCGCGAACAAGGCCGUCAAGGGCGCGAACAAGGCGAACGAUGCGCAUCAGCAGAACAAGCAGAGGCAGCAGCAGAAGAAGAAGAAGGGGAAGAGGGCGGUUCUGAAGCCGGUGGCGAAGGGGGGGAGGACGGAGAAGUCGGAGCGGGGGCCGGAUAGGAGUGGGAGGAAGGGAGGGAAGUCGGAGAAGAAGAGGAAUUAG